AUGAGCGUACAGCCAGAACAGUUCAGCCAGCUCAAGGAGAUCUCCGCCGAAGAGGUCGCCACCCACAACCAGCAGGGCGAUAUCUGGAUCAUCAUCGAUGCCGUCGUAUACGACCUUUCCAAAUUCGCUAAUCUGCACCCCGGUGGACUGGGUGUGCUCUUGGAUGGAGACGUUGCUGGUAAAGAUGCGACCACCGUCUUCUUCAGUCUCCAUCGCCAAGAAGUCCUCCUCAAACCUCAAUACCAACGCCUCAUAAUCGGCCGCGUCGCUGGCAGCACCCAGUCCGUCUCCCCGCCCGCCAUAGGCGCCAUCUCCACCGUACCCUAUGGCGAGCCCACCUGGCUCACCCCGCAAUUCAAGUCGCCAUACUAUAAUGACAGUCACCGCAAGUUCCAAAAGGUCGUCAGAAAGUUUGUGGAGGAGGAGAUCAAGGCGGAUGCGCAGGCUUGUGAGGAGAGUGGGAAGAGGGCUAGUAAGGAGGUUUUGGCUGCCAUGGCAAGAGUCAACUUGAACGCCAUGCGUCUCGGGCCGGGAAAGCACCUCCACGGACGGUCCCUCUUUGACGGCGCCUUCAAAGGCGAAGAAUUCGACUAUUUCCACGAACUCAUCAUUACCCAAGAAUUAGCCCGCAUCGGCGCACGAGGCUACGCCGACGGCCUCAACGCCGGUAUGGUCAUCGGUCUGCCCCCCGUCCUCAACUUUGGCCAAGAGCCCCUCCGGUCCAAGGUCGUCGAGGAAGUGUUUAAAGGUGAAAAAGUCAUCAGUCUGGCGAUCUCAGAGGCUUUCGCGGGGAGUGAUGUGGCGGGGUUGAGAACGACUGCUACCAAACAAGGGGAUGGGUGGGUGAUCAAUGGGACGAAAAAGUGGAUCUCGGGUGGUGUCCAUUCCGAUUACUUUACGGUCGGGUGUCGCACCGAAGGUGGUCUUACCGUCUUCCUCGUUCCCAGGACUGAGAAUGUCACUACCAAGCAGAUCAAGACUUCGUACUCUACCGCAGCCGGUACAGCGUACAUUACGUUUGACAACGUCUACGUGCCCAACGAAAACAUGCUCGGUCCGGAGAAUGGAGGUCUACUCGUCAUCUUGAGCAACUUUAACCACGAGCGAUGGGUCAUGUGCUGUGGGAGCGCCCGAAGCUCCAGAAUCAUCGUGGAGGAAUGUCUCAAGUGGGCUUCCCAGCGGCGAGUGUUUGGUAAGCCUCUCAUUUCCCAGCCAGUCAUCCGAGCCAAGCUCGCGUCGAUGAUCGCCAAGGUCGAAGCUACCCAGGCGUGGUUGGAAGCCGUCACUUUCCAAAUGUGCAACAUGAACUACAAACAACAAUCCAAAAACCUCGCCGGUCAAAUCGCCUUUCUCAAAAUGCAAUCCACCCGCUUUGCAGGUGAGAUUGCCGACGACGCCGUCAACAUCUUUGGCGGGCGCGGUCUCACCAAGACGGGCAUGGGCAGGUUGGUCGAGCAGUUCCAGAGGACGCAAAAGUUUGAUGCCAUCCUGGGUGGGGCGGAGGAGGUGUUGGGUGAUUUGGGAGUCAGGCAGGCUAUGAGGCAGAUGCCCAGGGAUGUCAGGCUCUAG
Cryptococcus amylolentus CBS 6039 is the source of this 1569-nucleotide messenger RNA. RefSeq lists its product as hypothetical. The transcript has 10 exons. Gene Ontology annotation, molecular function: flavin adenine dinucleotide binding; acyl-CoA dehydrogenase activity. The record is from RefSeq and is a predicted model, not a curated record. NCBI's taxonomy places the organism in Eukaryota, Fungi, Basidiomycota, Tremellomycetes, Tremellales, Cryptococcaceae. Bases 1 to 1569 code for a protein of 522 amino acids.